UGGAGCUGCGCGUUCCCCUGGGAGGGAAGUGCGCGCGACAGCCUGUCGACCAAUUUGAAGUUUGCGGCAAAGAAAAUGACCGAAUGGUGAUAUUCAUUGUGCCAUUUACCCAACUUUUAAAAAAAAAACAGCAGUUAACUGUGGAAAUAGUUUUAAAACUAAAGUUGUUGGUUCAGUCGCGCGCGGCUGCAACUUCAGGACCACCGGCUGUCCAGUAACCUCCAGUCGACGGGAUGUCUUAAAUGACUUAUUUGAAGAGGCUGGAGUGGAAUGCACUCGACCGGGCAUAUGAACCAUGGCCUGGAAAGUGUGGUCAAAACUCUGCUGUGGUCAAAAAUGGCUACUUCUCCUCUCCCCCGUCCUCCUCCUCUUCCUCACGAUCUCUGUGAUGACGAUCACUCUCCCCCUUCCUUUGCCAUCCGCUGACAGUGACCGGCGGUGGUCCCGAGCCCUGAGCUCCGCCCGAGAGUUCAGUUCCAGGCCCAGGGUCAUGGAGCCCCCUCCGGCCGCUGCCUUUCAGCUGCCACUCACUCACAUCCACAGUGGGGCCCGGAAAUCCAGCACUCAAAAAGACAAACACUCAGUGCCACUUAAACCUUUCAGGGACGCUGCUGGCGAUGACAGAAACAGCAUCAAAGAGAGAAGUCAUGCAGACUUACGGAGAAAAACACACAAAAGCAAAGGCAUUGCCUCCAAAAGAAAAGAGAUUGCAGGCGCCAUCCAGCAUCUAACCAGUCAUCACCAUCCCCAUUUCCCAGAGUUUACAGUCAACAACACAGGGCCAAAGCAUAGAAUUAAACCAAGCAACCACAGUGCUGUGGUAAAACACAGUGCACACUCAUACAUUCAUCUUGAAAGGAGCAAAUCCACAGCAGCACACAUCCCUGCUCCAGCAGAUACCCUAAUAAGUGACAGACGAGCUGCAGACAGACAGGCAGGCAGAUUGGAGGAUAGACACACAAACAGGAAUGCAGACAAACAAAUACAUGGCAGCCAUAGAAGUGCUAAGCUAGCUGAACAUCACCAGGCUUUGGAAAAACACAGACAGCACUCUGGGAAAUCUGACAAAGUCAGUAAGGAGCAGCAGGCUAUGAAAAAGCCCUCCAGGGAUGUCAAAAAACACUAUAAUCUCUCAGAGGAUCCCUCUGAAGCGAAGAAGAAUCCUGGGUUGUUGGACCGUAGAAAAGCUUUGUCCAAACUGAAUGCAGCCUUAAAGAAUGAUGACAGCAGCUGGUGUCGGAGCUUUACAGAGCAGAACUUCCCAGACAGUGACCACAGGAGGAUCAGGAUUAGUCCAAACCUCAGGCCUCUUCCCUGGCUCAACGACGAUGACAUCCAGAAGAUGGAGCUCCUUGCUGGGGGUGAGGUGAUCAGUAAGGCCCGGGUGCCUGCACAUGGACAGGUGCUCCAAGUGGCGCUGGAUCCUCCUGCACACCAGCAGAAGCCAUCACCAGAGAGAGAUUCCCCUCAGUAUGGACCCAAAUACAGACAUCCAGAAACCCACAGUGAAAGCUGCCAGCUGGGGUACUGCUCCCUGAUCAAACGCACUGAUGACUGGUUUGAAGUGUUUGCCUUCCACCUGGACAGGGUUCUGGGACUCAACAGAAGUCUCCCUGCGGUGCUGAGGACUUUCCACAGUGAGAUUUUACCAUAUAGAUACACCAGCGGCACACCCAGACCUGUAGUUUGGUGGGAUCCAGAUAUCCAGCACCUCCCUGAUGGAGACAACGACCAGAACUCAGUACCACUCAGCUGGGUUCAGUACCAGAAACUGCUGCAGGUCCACUGUGGAAGUGAAGCAGACCUGAGGUCAGCGCCAUGUGUGGGAGUUCACCACUCAGAGUGGGGGAGACUGGCUCUCCUUGAUUUCUUAUUACAGGUAAAUGACCGUCUGGACAGGUACUGCUGUGGUUUCACACCUGAACCGACAGAACUCUGUGUGGAGAACAUGCUGCACGCAAAGUGUGGCAACACCAAGGACCUGCUGCUGGUUCACAUCCUGGUGAGGAAGGCAGAUCCCUCCAGAUUGGUGUUCAUAGACAACGCCGGCAGACCGCAGCAGUCCCAUGACAACCUCAACUUCAGGCUGGUUGAGGGCAUUGAUGAGUUUCCAGAGAGAGCAGUGUCGGUGCUCCAGUCAGGCUGUCUGGAGAGUCUUCUUCUGCACUCCCUUUACACAGACAGGGAAUUCUGGGAAAGCCAAGGCGGAGCCAGCGGCCUCAGGCCUCUCAUCCACACUGUUGAGCACAGAGGGAAGAUUCUGCUCCAGCACAUCAGGGACAAGAAACUGCAGCUCAAGAGGGACCUGUGACUGAGCUGACCGGACCACACAGAAGUAGAAAUUAAAACACAUCGUUCAGAUUUAUUAGCUGAUUGUCAAGAUGACAUUUUUUCAGUGUAAUCAAAGAAUGUAAACAUUCUGCAGCACAAAUAAAUAACAAAAAAAUGCAGCAGAUCAGCUAAUGGGAACAAGCUUACAUGUAAAAAAUAAAACACCCUUUAAUAAGGGCUUACAAUUAACAUCCACAAUGACAACCUCAUGGUCUGUGGACAAAUGUAUUACAUUUAUUAUUAUUUUAAAACACAACAGUGGUGAUAUUAGAUGUUAAAGGAGACCUAUUGUAUAUGAUGUAGUGUAAAAGCGCUUUGAGUGGUCGAAAAGACUAGAAAGGCGCUAUACAAGUACGGAGCAUUUACAUUUACAUUACCAUCUAUUAUGCUGCUUUUCCAGUCCUAUAUUUUUUUAAGGCCCCCCUCUCAAAGUCCACUGUCUUCUGAUUGGCCAAGACCUGAAGCAUGUUAUCAGGCUGUUGUUGUCACUGAGCGGUACAGACAGACUGAGUGUUGCUGUGCCCUUGCUGUGCGGAGCAAAUGACCAUAUAUGGAACACCGGCUCAGUCUAGGUCUGAAUGUCGUAGAACGGAGACGUUACUAUAAAAAGCAGUUCAAAACAGAGCGUUCAGAACAGGACGAAAUCUGAGGUUUUGGCUCACAGGGAUUUCUUAUAAAUACUUUAACCUCAUUAUUUGAAGCUUUGGUCAUGUUUAACAUGAACAUCCAACAUUGUAACAUUGUAGAUAAGUCAUAAAAUAUGGAGAAGCAUAAUAGGUCUCCUUUAAAGGUGAACUGCAAUCAAAAAAUUAUCCCUUUCAAAAAUGAUGUCAAAGGUGAAUGAAAGAUCAGAACUGCUUUUUUAGCAGUUUAGAGUGGGGGGGGCAGCUUGCAUGUUUGAUUUCCUGCAAAGCUGUUGGGGGCACCAAGACACACUGUAAACCUUUGUUAGCUAUGGCUCACAAGCUGAGCCUACCCAAUGUUAGCAGUGGUGUUAAUGUGACGUUUUAAGCUGUUGUUGCUGAUGUGCUGCAGCUGACUAGCUAAUUAGUUAUCUGGCCCACAGUGUACGUUUCCACUGGUGGAUGUUUAUUUGCUAACACUGGUUAGCUCUUUGUGUGCUGUGUGUCAGGCCCUGUGGUAAUUACUGUUUAAUGCAAAUAGGUUUAAAAUGAAAUGAUUUAACUGAAUAUUUGCAAUUUUAAGCAGACAAAGAACCAGCAGCAUUCUGACUGGAUUUAGGACGCUGGCAUGAAACCAAAAUAUAUAAAAUUCUGCCUCUGAUAAAGCACAGGACUUUAAGAACAACUGUCCACUGAGGUGUUCCUUUUAACAAGUGUAUAAUUUGUGGACAACUUUUGGGUUAUGGAAAAUCUUUCUGGCUGGUGUCAUUACCAGUCAAGUCAUUAAGUUAUUAUUAAAUUCAUUAAUAAAUGGUUCUCAUAAUUAUUAAUGAAGUCUGCAAUUUGGUAAUGUAAAAGUAGUUCUGAUGAAUGGCUGAUCUAUAAAGCAUUAUGAUGCUUAAUUAACCAUUCAUAAAUCUUAAUUGCAGUUUAUAAUCCCUUUAUAAAUGGUGCCCAAUUACAAAGUGCUACUGACAUGUUAUUUACAACAGAUCUGCAUUGUGUAGCAGAAAAGGACAUCACUACAGAUAACAGAUAAGACAAUGAAACAGUACCUUGGUACCAAUUAAAAAAGUGCAGCUUAGCCAAACAGUUCUCAUUCAUGAAUGCACACAGACGACAGAUGAGUCUGCUCUGGAAACAAACAUAAACCUCAGGAUAAUGCAACAGCAACACAUGCAGGCCCUCAUUUUCAAAGUGUCUAAUUCAUGCUAAUUGUUUGAUCAUCUGCACCAAAUGAGACGCUCCUGUAGCUUGUCACUCCAAACGCAUUCAUGUUUUUCUUUCAGUCUUCCAACAUCUCACCAAAUGCCCCCUCACAGAAAGGAAAUGUGAGACAAAUUAUCCCCCCCUCCUCCUCCACAACAGCCAAGUACUGAUUUUAUUCCAAGCAAUUUGGUGGGAAGAUGCAUGGUCUAUCUUUUUUCUAUUUUAAUAUUUUGCACAGCAGAUCGAGUGAUUGAUUGGGAUGUCUGUUUUUAUGAGAUAAGCUUUUCUGCUUUUAAUCGAGGGAUUAAAAAUGGCUGUCAGCAAAUAGCUUCUGGACCGGAUCCUGAAAGCCUUUUGAAAAAAAUGGACCAAAUAAAAUGUUGCGAUUUUUUAUUUUUUUUUCCAAAGUGGCUGUUGAAAUGCACAGCAGUUUAUAGAAGCCAAAUAUGAAAGAAAACGGAUGAAAACUGGAAGAAAAUUAAGUGUCAUUAGGGAAGGAAUGAGGCUCAGGCUUUUCUGUGUGAGCGACACAUUUCUAAAGCUGAACUGUCACAAAACAUUCUUUUGAUAUUUGAGUCUUGUGAAAAAGCACAGAUGAUAUCACUUGAAGCUGUUUUAUGCCUUACACACUCUGAAUUACAAUUCCAGCCAUGUUGGUAGUUCAUGGAUUAAUGACAUUUUCUAUGGCUCCCUCUUUCAUCACUGAAUAAAUGGCUCUAAUGAGGAA
Micropterus salmoides (largemouth bass) is the source of this 4890-nucleotide messenger RNA. RefSeq names its product golgi associated kinase 1A (gene gask1a). The record is from RefSeq and is a predicted model, not a curated record. Gene Ontology annotation, cellular component: Golgi apparatus. Lineage: Eukaryota; Metazoa; Chordata; Actinopteri; Centrarchiformes; Centrarchidae. The coding region runs from base 296 to 2311 and encodes 671 amino acids. The transcript is spliced from 6 exons.